AUGGCUGAUCUCCCUGCAGCACGUGUCAACCCGGCAGACCCAUUCAGUAAAACUGGUGUCGAUUACGAUGGACCUUUCGAGGUGCUGCAAACGAAAGGGCGGGGCGCCUCAUCAACAAAAGGCUAUGUCGCAGUUUUCGUCUGUCUUAUAACCAAGGCGAUAGACCUAGAACUCGUUGGCGACCUUACCACCGAAAGUUUUCUAGCAGCGUUGACACGUUUUACAGGCCGCCGCGGACGGCCACUCGAAUUAUGGAGCGAUAACGCCACAAACUUUCGUGGAGCAGACCUCGAGCUUCGCAGAUUGUUUCAAGAUGCCAAACUAGACUGGCACAAGGUAGAGGACAGUCUCGCUCAAGAGAGCAUAAGAUGGCAGUUCAUACCACCUUCCGCCCCACACUUCGGCGGGCUUUGGGAGGCCGGAGUCAAAUCCAUGAACCUGCGCCGAGUCGCUGGUUUACGAAAUCUCGUCUAUGAAGAGUUUGCAACUCUCCUAGUGGAAAUUGAAAUGGUGCUCAAUAGCCGUCCACUGGUACCCCUUACCGGCGAUUUGGAGGAUCUCAAUACGCUUACCCCAGGUCACUUUCUAAUUGGCAGGGCACUAAACUCCCUUCCCCAGCCACCAUCGUCCGAUAGGAAUUUGGACCGCCUGUCCCAUUGGUGGUCAAGGGACUACCUCAAUACUCUACAGAAGAGGAGCAAGUGGACAAGAUCACGACCUAAUCUGAAGGUCGGAGAGAUGGUGGUGGUGAUAGAUCCUUCACUACUUGGACCCUCUGGUGGCUGGCCCAUUGGACGCAUCAUGAAAACUCACGGUGGUCCAGAUCAACUUAUACUAGUGGCGACUGUGAAGACACAACGCGGCACAUACACCAGGCCUGUGACAAAGCUGGUUCAGCUCCCCGUCACCACUACAUAA
Leptopilina heterotoma is the source of this 918-nucleotide messenger RNA. RefSeq lists its product as uncharacterized. Gene Ontology annotation, molecular function: nucleic acid binding. Gene Ontology annotation, biological process: DNA integration. The transcript has a single exon. The coding region runs from base 1 to 918 and encodes 305 amino acids. The record is from RefSeq and is a predicted model, not a curated record. Lineage: Eukaryota; Metazoa; Arthropoda; Insecta; Hymenoptera; Figitidae.